ACGUGACCCGUGUCGCCCAUGUUGUUUGCAAGGAAGAACAUUUCCCGUCAGUGGUUGCUUGAUAGAAACUUACCUUUUGGGGAUAAUUUUCUUUUAGUUAUUCUAGCCAAUCGUUCAUGAUUAGAAACAGCCGCCAUGACUGAGGAUGGACCUCGGUGUGGAAUAACCUUCCAGUGUGGUCUAGCGCGGGAAAGUUAUGGGUUCGAAGGAAAGGAUUUGACAGCGUUGAAAGAACUUGCGUGUUCAUUUCUGGACCAAAAGUUCCCAGACCAUGGAUGUGUUGGUGUUGCAGACAAGCUUCUCCUUUUCAGCCAUGAUUAUUCCUCAGCUAACAUUCUUGAGAGGCUAACUAGUGUAGAGCAGAUGAAAGAAGGGACUGUCAUUGAAGUUGUUAUCUCUGCAAAAGUCCCUGAGGAUGAGACCAUUGCCAGAUCCCAUCAGCUUGCUGUUCACUCCUACAAAUCUCCAACAUUCUGUGAUUUCUGUGGACAAAUGCUGUAUGGUCUUGUACGCCAGGGACUCAAAUGUGAUGGUUGUGGGGGAAAUUUUCACAAGAGAUGUGCUUAUCGUAUCCGUAACAACUGCUCUGACUCCAAACACAGGAUUUCUGGACACUUUAACACACUUCCCCGUAAUGUAGCACCUGGUCUUGAUCUAUGUACUCCGCCCUCGCUUCAACCAAUCAACUCCUGGAAUGAAGGUGGGCAUAACCUGCGGGACAGACGUGCUACAUGGAAUGGAGACUCUCUAAUGUGGAGUAAACCUGGCCGCAUUCAGGUCCCACACACGUUUGCUGUACAUUCUUAUAAGAAACCCACAAUGUGCCAGAUUUGCAAACGUUUGUUGAGAGGAUUGUUUAGACAAGGCUUUCAGUGCAAAGAUUGCAAGUUUAAUUGUCACAGGAAGUGUGCUGAAAAGGCACCGAAAAACUGUCUUGGAGAUGUUCUGAUGUUUGAGACAGGCUCAUUGACCUCAUAUGACUCUGGGCAUAUAUCAGACAGCUUCUCAGAGAUGGAUCUAGAAGAUAGUAUUGCUGAUGAUCAGGCUGGGGAGGAGAGAGAGGCUGCAUCUCAAUCUGACCUACCAUUACACUCUCAAACACUUGAGGAGACAGAGCCAGCCAGUCCGUCAUCACCAGAUGGCGAACUCCAGACUCUGUGCCCAACCAUGAGUAAUAACAUACCAUUGCAAAGAAUUGUUGUAUCUGUCAAACAUACAAAGAGGAAAGCAUCCAAGGUCCUAAAGCAAGGAUGGAUGGUUCACUUCACAAAUAAGGACAUUCAGCGAAGAAGACACUAUUGGAGGCUUGAUACAAAGUGUCUGACCUUGUUUGUAGAUUCUGACAGUAAUAAAUAUUAUAAGGAUAUACAGUUAUCAGAGAUACUUUCUGUGGAGAACAUUGACCCAUCAAAUUCACAAGGUGCCUCCCACUGCUUUGAAAUGAAAACGCGGAACAUGGUUUACUAUGUUGGACUGGUGGAAGGGGAUAUGGAAUCUCCUGACCCUGAUAGUGGUAUCGGCACAGCACUCGGGCAGACAUGGGGUGACACCAUACGCUCAGCUCUUAUGCCAGGCUGUGUAACACCCACCACUAGUCUUGCGACCAUCAAGUCCAUGCCAAGCAGUGACAUGGAUAUGGAUACAGAAUCUUCCAGUGUAGAGGAAGAGCCUCCCAAACCAAUCAAGGAAACACCUCCUGAUAUUUCACAACUUUAUCAAGUUUUCCCUGAUGAAAUCCUUGGCUCUGGGCAAUUUGGCAUAGUGUAUGGAGGAGUGCACAGACAGAGUGGACGGGAGGUGGCAGUCAAGGUUAUUGAUAAACUUCGCUUUCCUACUAAACAAGAGGCCCAGCUAAAGAAUGAAGUUGCAAUUCUCAAGCAACUGAAUCAUCCAGGUAUGGUGACAUUGGAACAGAUGUUUGAGACACAAGAAAGGGUGUUUGUGGUGAUGGAGAAGCUUAGAGGAGACAUGCUGGAGAUGAUUUUGUCGAGUCCAAACGGCAAACUUGAUGAAAGAUGUACGCGAUUCCUUAUUACACAGAUCUUACUCGCCUUGAAAUACCUACAUUCUAAGAACAUCGUUCACUGCGAUCUAAAACCCGAGAAUGUCCUUUUGGCGCCGAUCACAUCCGAGUGCGGGUACCCUGCGGUCAAACUAUGUGAUUUCGGCUUCGCGCGAAUCAUCGAGGAAAAGUCUUUCAGGCGCUCAGUAGUCGGAACCCCAGCAUACCUUGCGCCGGAAGUGCUACUCAACCAGCCAUACAACCGCUCGCUUGACAUGUGGUCCGUGGGCGUGGUCAUCUAUGUCAGUUUGAGUGGGACAUUUCCUUUCAACGAAGAAGAAGACAUCCAGGACCAGAUCCAUAACGCGGCUUUCAUGUACCCACCGGAUCCCUGGCAAGAAAUAUCCAAAGAUGCAAUAAACCUGAUCAGCAAUCUUCUUCAAGUGAAGCAGCGUAGUCGAUAUGGGUGCGAUAAAUGCUUGAUACAUCCAUGGUUACAAAGCUACCAAACAUGGCUUGACCUACGGAGCCUGGAGCGAGUCAUGGGGAUUCGCUACCUUACUCACGAAAGCGAUGACGCGAGGUGGCGAGCGUACGGCGAGCAGCUCCGAGGUGCCUCGCGGCAUCAACGACAGGACUCGGGUUCACAUCGGGAUGGUGGCUCCAGUAGACCUAGCAACAAUCGAUUUUUCCCACCAGUGCCUCCAAGUGAACGCAAACUUCAGCCCAGUAUAAGUUACUUGUAAAAAGUGUCAACGCGAAUUGUAGAAACACAAUUGUAGAAUUUUACUCAAGUGAUCACCUUAAAGGGGGAGUGUCACGGUUGCGUAAAGGAAAUGGGUAGCGAGAAGCAUAAUGCAAGUAGAAUCUUCUAAACAAUUUCUCCUCUUACAAACCACAUGCAUGAAAAAAAUAGAACCUGAAAAAAUAGAAUGUGUCUGUGAACGGUGCUCGGUGGUGAUUGGGCUUAAAGCCAACAGUUCAGUAGUGUUGAAAGAUUUCUAUGGAAACCGGUUGAUUGACGUGCACCAAAAACGACGUAAGUUUUUUUCUCGACCUGCGCACGUGACUUGAGUAUGAAGGUCUGAAAUAUAUUGUCAGCCUACAAAAUUAAAAACGCAAAACUAGUUUCAUGCGCUCCAUAUGACUAACAUACCUUACUUACUUAAAGCGCGACGAAUGGCACAAACAAGUCUCAGUGUGGAAUCUCUUCAAUAUGUCAGAAGACAAAUAAACAUUUCACAUGUUUUGGGCGUUCACAGUUUUACAUUGUAGCACUGUUGAAACGGCUUCAAUUUAGCUUUCUGUGUAACUUGACGCUUUUGAUCCUUUCUAUUUUACUUUCAAAUUAUUCAAAACCGUGACACAACUUCUUCAAGGUUUCGUUUUUAAUUGAAUGUACAGAAUUCAUCCUACUCUCUGUUUUUUACAGCAGAUUUUUAGCACGUGCACUUUAUUGUAUCUAUGUAAAUAGCUAGGGGUCCGAUGGGCAACGCUCAGCAUACGAUUUCUUUAUUUUAGUUCGAUGUGUGAUCAACCAUUCUAGAAACUUCUUCAAAAGAAGCCACAUUAGCCUCGGUAAGACAGAGCUUCUAAAAACGAAAUUCGUUUUCAAAGAUUGUUAAAAAGUAAUUUUAAAAUCGAAAAUUUUUCGUUUUAUCGAGAGUUUGACUCUGGCUAAACGUUAAGCUCAGAUCCGGGAUUCUCCCAUUUGGAGUACGUCCAUUCCAUUCCAUAGUUUAUUUUAGUGACCAUGCUCGCAAAGAAGUCCAUACCACAUUUGCUAGAGUUUUUUUUAAGUUUCUUUGCAAGCUUUUCCCUUCCAUCGGGUGUAACGCAAAUAUCUUAUUUAUAUCAGUAAUAAGUGUACAAUGUUCCAAAAUAAGACAGAAAAUGUAGAAUUCCAAUUUUAUCAACAGUUUUAACUCUUGAUUAAAUAAACUAGAGGUUCUCAAAGAGAAA
Messenger RNA from Nematostella vectensis (starlet sea anemone), 3964 nucleotides. RefSeq names its product serine/threonine-protein kinase D1. The transcript is spliced from 19 exons. Lineage: Eukaryota; Metazoa; Cnidaria; Anthozoa; Actiniaria; Edwardsiidae. Bases 136 to 2748 code for a protein of 870 amino acids. Gene Ontology annotation, biological process: protein phosphorylation. Gene Ontology annotation, molecular function: protein serine/threonine kinase activity; ATP binding. The record is from RefSeq and is a predicted model, not a curated record.